AUGUAUUGUCUUGUCUUAAGAGAUAACAUUCGUGCGUCAGCUGUCUGCAACGCAUGGCGCAAAGUCGUUGAAGCUGUUCGGGUUGUGGGAAAGCAUCCAUGGGUUAUCACCUUUCGGAAACGUGACGACUUGAUUGUUCUCUAUGAUCCAAUGGAACGAAAGAGGUACACACUUAAUUUACCCGAGUUAGCUGGAACCGAUGUUUGUUACUCGAAAGACGGAUGGUUGCUUAUGCGCAGAUCCAGUUUAGUGGACAUGUUCUUCUUCAACCCUUAUACUCGAGAGCUUAUAAACUUGCCAAAGUGUGAGUUGUCUUUUCAGGUCAUUGCUUUCUCCUCCACCCCCACAUCGGGUACUUGUGUGGUAAUAGUGUUAAGACCGUUUACGAGAUACAACGUUCGUAUAAGCAUUUGCUAUCCUGGAGCAACAGAGUGGGCUACUGAAGAUUUUUCUUGCUCUCUUGGAUUUGACCCCUACAUGCAUAGCAACCUUGUCUAUGCCAAUGGUCACUUUUAUUGCUUCAGCUCGGGAGGUGUUUUAGUUGACUUUGAUCUAGCUUCCGGCACAGUGAGUCAUCAAGCAUGGAGUGAGCAUAGAUGCCCUUAUAUUCAUAGCGAUGAAUGGUCAAAUAUGCCGAAGAGAAUUUACUUGACUGAGCAGAAGGGAGAGCUCUUUCUCAUGUAUACAUUUUGUAGGGAGAAGCCGAUGGUGUAUAAACUUGUCUCCUCGAAUUGGGAGGAGAUGAGUAGUACUACUCUUGAUGGUGUGACCAUCUUUGCAAGUAUGUAUUCCUCAGAGAUGAGAGUGGAUGUUCUAGGGAUGAGGAACAAUGUCUACUUCCCAAAGUAUGGCUUAAAAAGCAAGACUUGUACAUCAUACUCAUUCGAUGAAGGCAGGUACCAUAAGCAGUUCCCGAAAGUAAAAUAUAUGUGGCAGAUGCGGAAAGAACUAUGCCCUCUUAGGAGCCUUUGGAUAGAGCCACCGCCUAAGAACGUCUAUGAUUCGAUGAAAUGA
Molecule: messenger RNA, 1014 nt
Organism: Camelina sativa (false flax)
Lineage: Eukaryota; Viridiplantae; Streptophyta; Magnoliopsida; Brassicales; Brassicaceae
Product: F-box protein At4g00893-like
Molecular function (GO): protein binding
Source: RefSeq, a predicted model, not a curated record